AUGUACUGCCUAAACAAGGCCUAUCGCAUUCGCAUGUUUUCCGUUCAGCUUUAUGGCUACAUCAUCCACGAGUUCGACCCGUGGUUCAACUACCGCGCCGCCGAGUACAUGUCCGCGCACGGCUGGUCCGCCUUCUUCAGCUGGUUCGACUACAUGAGCUGGUACCCGCUGGGCCGCCCCGUUGGCACCACCACGUACCCGGGCCUGCAGCUCACCGCCGUUGCCAUCCACCGCGCAUUGGCAGCUGCCGGGGUGCCGAUGUCUCUCAACAACGUGUGCGUGCUGAUCCCCGCGUGGUAUGGUGCCAUCGCUACUGCUCUAGAAGCGCUAAUGAUCUAUGAGUGUAACGGCUCCGGAAUUACCGCUGCCAUCGGAGCUUUUAUCUUUAUGAUUCUCCCCGCACACCUGAUGCGGUCCAUGGCGGGCGAGUUCGACAACGAGUGCAUCGCCGUUGCAGCCAUGCUCCUCACCUUCUACUUGUGGGUACGCUCGCUGCGCACGCGGUGCUCGUGGCCCAUCGGCAUCCUCACCGGUAUCGCCUACGGCUACAUGGUGGCGGCGUGGGGCGGAUACAUUUUUGUGCUCAACAUGGUUGCCAUGCACGCCGGCAUAUCAUCGAUGGUCGACUGGGCUCGCAACACGUACAACCCGUCGCUGCUGCGCGCAUACGCGCUGUUCUACGUUGUCGGCACCGCCAUCGCCACGCGCGUGCCGCCUGUGGGGAUGUCGCCCUUCAGGUCGCUGGAGCAGCUGGGUGCGCUGGCGGUGCUCCUCUUCCUGUGCGGGCUGCAGGCCUGCGAGGUGUUUCGCGCACGGGCCGACGUCGAGGUUCGCUCCCGCGCGAACUUCAAGAUCCGCAUGCGUGCCUUCAGCGUGAUGGCUGGCGUGGGUGCGCUUGCAAUCGCGGUGCUGUCGCCGACCGGGUACUUUGGCCCCCUCACGGCUCGUGUGCGUGCGCUGUUCAUGGAGCACACGCGCACUGGCAAUCCGCUGGUCGACUCGGUCGCUGAGCACCGCAAAACGAACCCACAGGCGUACGAGUACUUUCUGGACUUUACCUAUUCGAUGUGGAUGCUGGGAGCAGUGUUGCAGUUGCUCGGUGCAGCCGUUGGCUCACGAAAGGAGGCGCGGCUGUUCAUGGGGCUGUACUCACUCGCCACCUACUACUUCUCAGAUCGCAUGUCACGGCUGAUGGUACUUGCGGGGCCUGCGGCUGCCGCGAUAGCAGCGGAAAUCUUGGGCAUCCCAUACGAGUGGUGUUGGACGCAGCUGACGGGAUGGGCAUCUCCGAACACCUCCGCCAGAGAGCGUAAAAGCAAGGAGGACGGUCCCUGCAAGACAAAAAGAAAUCAGAGACAGACCGUCGCCACAAAACUAGAUCAUGGGGCGCGGGCUAGGGCUACGGCCGCUGUCAAGUUCAUGGAGACGGCUCUGGAGCGUGUUCCUCUGGUGUUUCGAGCUGCCAUCGCCAUAGGCAUCAUUGGGGCCACUGUUGGAACACCGUACGUCUAUCAGUUCCAGGCUCGUUGCAUUCAAUCUUCCUAUUCUUUUGCUGUCCCGCGUAUCAUGUUCCACACGCAGCUGCGCACCGGCGAAACAGUGAUUGUAAAGGACUACGUGGAAGCAUACGAGUGGCUGCGCGACAACACGCCAGCGGACGCGCGCGUGCUGUCCUGGUGGGACUACGGCUACCAGAUCACAGGUAUCGGCAACCGCACCUCGCUGGCCGAUGGCAACACCUGGAACCACGAGCACAUCGCCACCAUCGGCAAGAUGCUGACGUCGCCCGUGGCGGAGGCGCACUCACUGGUGCGCCACAUGGCGGACUACGUCCUCAUCUGGGCUGGGCAGGGCGGAGACUUGAUGAAGUCGCCGCACAUGGCGCGCAUUGGCAACAGCGUGUACCACGACAUCUGCCCCAACGACCCGCUUUGCCAGCAUUUCGGCUUUUACGAAGACUACAGUCGCCCAAAACCGAUGAUGCGCGCGUCGCUGCUGUACAACCUGCACGAGGCCGGACGAAGCGCGGGUGUGAAGGUGGACCCGUCCCUCUUUCAGGAAGUGUACUCAUCCAAGUACGGCCUGGUGCGCAUCUUCAAGGUCAUGAACGUGAGCGCGGAGAGCAAGAAGUGGGUGGCUGACCCGGCAAACCGCGUGUGCCACCCGCCUGGGUCGUGGAUCUGCCCCGGGCAGUACCCGCCGGCGAAGGAGAUCCAGGAGAUGCUGGCGCACCGCGUCCCCUUUGACCAGAUGGGCAAGAAGCACGACGACACGCACAAGGCGCGCAUGGCACGCAGCAGAACACUGGGCGAGGCUUAA
Leishmania braziliensis MHOM/BR/75/M2904 is the source of this 2319-nucleotide messenger RNA. RefSeq names its product oligosaccharyl transferase-like protein. Lineage: Eukaryota; Euglenozoa; Kinetoplastea; Trypanosomatida; Trypanosomatidae. The record is from RefSeq and is a predicted model, not a curated record. The transcript has a single exon. Gene Ontology annotation, molecular function: oligosaccharyl transferase activity. The coding region runs from base 1 to 2319 and encodes 772 amino acids. Gene Ontology annotation, cellular component: membrane.